This is a messenger RNA of Bacidia gigantensis, 1692 nucleotides long. RefSeq lists its product as uncharacterized. The record is from RefSeq and is a predicted model, not a curated record. Bases 1 to 1692 code for a protein of 563 amino acids. The transcript is spliced from 3 exons. Gene Ontology annotation, biological process: transmembrane transport. Lineage: Eukaryota; Fungi; Ascomycota; Lecanoromycetes; Lecanorales; Ramalinaceae. Gene Ontology annotation, molecular function: transmembrane transporter activity.
AUGUCGACAAAUGUAGAGCCUCCGGCCACCGUGGAAAAAAACGUCAACACAACCGGCGGGACGACUCCUGAUUCCUCAGACUCUCCUCGAUCCGAAGCUCGCUUUGAAGAUGAGAUCCCAUAUACUAUCUUCACGCCUUGGGAGAGGAAGUUCAUAGUAUUGGCCGCCUCGCUCAGCGCUAUAUUCUCCCCCAUGUCGACAACGAUAUAUCUGCCGGCACUCAACCAGCUUGCUUCUGACUUGCAUGUCAGUGAUGCUCAAAUAAACCUGACGGUGACCACCUUUCUGAUCUUGCAAGGGCUCGCACCAGCGCUCAUAGCCGGCUUCUCCGAUACUGCAGGUAGAAGACCGGCUUACAUGAUCUGCUUUACGUUGUACCUGGCUGCCAACAUCGGUCUUGCCAUUCAAAGGAACUAUGCCGCGCUUUUAGUCCUUCGCUGUCUUCAAAGUGCCGGUAGCAGCGGGACAGUAGCACUAGCUCAGGGGGUCGUGGCCGAUAUCGUUACGAGUGCUGAGCGAGGGAAGUAUGUUGGCUGGACUUCAGCUACCUCAAUUGCUGGGCCCAUUUUGGGCCCCAUCCUUGGUGGCUUACUCGCACAGUACGGAGGAUGGCCUUGGAUCUUCUAUUUUCUGAUCAUACUGACAGGAGCGUUCCUUGUGCCAUUUGUGCUCUUCUUCCCAGAGACAUGCCGAAAAGUGGUUGGUGAUGGAUCUGUGCCGCCACCAAAACUGAACAUGUGCUUGACAAACGUCAUUAAGGAAAGAUCGAGAAAAAAAGCUGGUAUUGAAAUUGACACGCAGCAAUCGGAAGAAGUCAGGAGAAACUACAAACUUUCUAUUCCCAAUCCGCUGUCCACGUUCAAGAUCGUAGCAGACAAGGAGUCAGCCUUAAUCCUUUUUAGCAGCGGUCUGGUAGUGGCCUGUUUGUACGCCGUCAAUACUGCUUUACCGAGUCAAUUCAAAAAGAUUUAUGGCUUUGAUGAGAUCCAGAUCGGGCUCUGCUUCCUACCAUUCGGUGCGGGAAGCAUAAUUUCGGCAUUUACAACGGGCAAAAUGAUCGACUUUUCAUGGCGAAGGCAUGCUAAAAGAGCAGGCUUUCCUGUCAUGAAGAACCGACAUCAAGACUUGACACACUUUCCCAUUGAGAGGGCGAGGCUAGUAGUGGCACUACCGCUCCUUUACUUCUGCUGUGCUGGCUUAAUCACAUAUGGUUGGGUUUUAGAUUUUGAGACUAGUCUUGCUGGACCGCUUGUUGUCCUAUUCUUCACCGGUUAUGGGAUCAUGGCUGGUUUUCAGAUCAUGAUCAUCCUCAUUGUUGACCUUAGUCCUGGCAACGCUGCUGCUGCUACUGCGGCAAACAAUAUCUUCAGGUGUCUUAUUGGGGCUGGAGCUACAGCUGCGAUAGUGCCAAUGAUCGAUGCUUGGAACGUUGGUUGGGCUUACACCUUCGCCGCAUUCACUUGGAUUGCAUUGAGCCCUAUGCUACUUGUGCUCUUGAAAUACGGCCCGCGCAUGCGACUUGCUAAGAAGGAGAAGCUAGCGCAAUCGAUCUCGCAGCAUGGAGAGAUGCCUGUGGAAAGAAGGACUGACGAUUCGCAUGUUGGAAUGACACGCACGAGGAGACUAGAGGAGGGUAUUGCAGCGGACGACAAGGCACCUGAACCGGUCAGAAACGCCGACGCCAAGGCAUGA